AUGUCAUCAUCGUUGAAUGCGUGUGUGCAAGCCAUGAAAUGGGUGCUAGUUGUCUUCAAUGUUCUUAUUCUGUGUGCAGGAGGUAUCGCUAUUGGCCUCGGUGCCUGGGGCCUGGCAUCAGAAUAUGGAGCGGAAAAAAUGAGAGACCUCACGGGCACAGAAUUCUACAGAGGAGGUGCCAUCGCCAUCAUCGUGGGAGGCAGCAUCAUGGUAGUUAUUGCCUUCCUUGGGAUCCUUGGGGCCGUACUGGAGAACAGGGUUCUUCUGGGAAUUUAUUUCACCAUUGUGUUGCUGCUGUUGAUUCUCUUUGUGGUAGCGGUGGUUGUCGCUUUUGUCUACAGGGAUGAGUUGGAGGAAGACAUCACCUCCCGAAUGACCGACACAGUUUUGUACCAGUACGGAGUUAAUCUCAACAGCUCUAAAGAAAACAGAGACAUCACCAAUCUUUGGGAUGACUUGCAGAAGAACCUGCACUGCUGUGGUGUUAAGGGGAGACUACCUAACAGUUCCGGAUCUUGGUUCCUGUGGCAAAAAAGUAAAUGGUUUGAGGAACAAAAACAAAUAGGUAACGUUAUUCUUAAGUAUGUACCCGAGAGCUGCUGCAACACAAAUUACCCAGACACGCUUGCUUGUACCUCAGUCAAUACUGAGCCACCCUUCAAUAAACCUGUACAGCUUGAUAACACAAAAGUUACACAGGAAAGUGAUCAACUGUAUUACAAGGGUUGCUAUGAUCAGUUCACUGCCCAUAUUAGGGAGCAUAUUCUGGCUAUUGGAGGUAUUGCGCUGGCUAUUGUUAUCUGUAUGUUCUUAAGCUUGCUGUUCGCUAUCUGUGUCUGUGCCAAUAUUCGAAGUAAAAAAAUGAUCGUCUAA
Molecule: messenger RNA, 873 nt
Organism: Candidula unifasciata
Lineage: Eukaryota; Metazoa; Mollusca; Gastropoda; Stylommatophora; Geomitridae
Source: the annotation of a GenBank genome assembly